AGUCAAUUACUCGUAUAGCCAGUCACCUCCGCUUGCUUUGCCGUCUACAGAGCUGCAACUAUGGAAGAGGCAAAAAAGAAAGAGAAUAAGCAGUCUGAAAAGACUGAUGAGAAGGAUAAGGACAAAGAAAAGGGACAACAGUCCUCUGGAAAGGAUAAAGACAAGAAAGAGGAGCAGGAAUUAUCAGAGGAAGACAAGCAGUUACAAGAGGACCUGGAGAUGAUGGUGGAGAGGCUGAGUGAGAAGAGCACAGCACUCCAUCGACCUGCUUUAGAAGAGUUGCGCAGACAGAUCCGCUCCUCAACCACCUCCAUGACCUCAGUACCUAAACCCCUGAAAUUCUUGCGUCCACACUAUGGCAAGCUUAAAGAAAUCUAUGAGACCAUGGCUACCGGGGAGAACAAGCGUUUUUGUGCCGACGUGGUGUCUGUGCUGGCCAUGACCAUGAGUGGUGAGAGGGAGUGUUUGAAGUACCGACUGCUGGGCUCCCAGGAAGAGUUGGCCUCCUGGGGACAUGAAUAUGUCAGGCAUCUUGCUGGUGAGGUAGCUAAAGAAUGGCAGGAAGUGGAGGAGAAUGAUAAAACCCAGCAAGAAACGCUGCUGAAACUAGUAAAAGAGAUUGUGCCCUACAACAUGGCUCACAAUGCCGAGCAUGAGGCGUGCGACCUGCUGAUGGAGAUUGAAAGACUGGACAUGCUGGAGGAUUAUAUUGAUGAAAAUGCCUACGGCAAAGUCUGCCUCUACCUCACCAGUUGUGUGAGUUAUGUUCCAGAGCCUGAAAACUCUGCACUGCUGAGAUGUGCCUUGAACAUCUUCAGGAAGUUCACCCGUUAUCCAGAGGCGCUGCGCUUGGCCCUGAUGCUCAAUGAUGUGGAGCUGGUAGAAAACAUCUUCACAUCCUGCAAAGACAUAGUUAUCCAGAAGCAGAUGGCCUUCAUGUUGGGCCGUCAUGGGAUGUUCCUGGAGCUUAAUGAGGACGUGGAGGACUAUGAGGACCUGACAGAGAUCAUGUCCAAUGUGCAACUCAACAGUAACUUCUUGGCCCUGGCCAGAGAGCUGGAUAUUAUGGAGCCCAAAGUCCCAGACGACAUCUACAAAACACACCUGGAAAAUAACAGGUUUGGAGGAAGUGGCUCCCAGGUGGACUCGGCUCGUAUGAACUUGGCCUCUUCAUUUGUCAACGGCUUUGUUAAUGCAGCCUUUGGGCAGGAUAAGCUGCUCACAGAUGAUGGCAACAAAUGGCUGUACAAGAACAAGGACCACGGAAUGUUGAGCGCUGCAGCCUCUCUGGGAAUGAUCCUGCUGUGGGAUGUAGAUGGUGGUCUGACCCAGAUUGACAAGUAUCUGUACUCAUCUGAAGACUACAUCAAGUCCGGUGCCCUCCUGGCCUGUGGCAUUGUAAACUCAGGUGUGAGGAACGAGUGCGACCCAGCUCUCGCUCUGCUGUCCGACUACGUUCUUCACAACAGCAACGUCAUGAGGAUAGGCGCCAUCUUUGGGCUGGGUCUUGCCUACGCUGGAUCAAACAGAGAAGAUGUCCUCUCGCUGCUUCUUCCUGUCAUGGGAGACUCCAAAUCCAGCAUGGAGGUGGUUGGAGUUACGGCGCUGGCAUGCGGUAUGAUCGCAGUGGGGUCUUGUAACGGUGACGUCACCUCCACUAUUGUCCAGACCAUCAUGGAAAAGAAUGAACAGGAGCUGAAGGACACUUACGCUCGCUGGCUGCCUUUGGGUUUGGGACUCAACCACUUGGGCAAAGGAGAAGCAAUUGAAACAACGUUGGCAGCUCUACAGGUUGUACCUGAACCUUUCCGCAGCUUUGCUAACACACUUGUGGACAUCUGUGCAUAUGCAGGUUCUGGGAAUGUGCUAAAGGUACAGCAGCUCCUCCACAUCUGCAGCGAGCACUAUGAAGCCAAGGAGAAGGAAAAAGAAGAGGACAAGGACAAGAAGGACAAAAAGGACAAGGACAAGAAGGAAACUGCUGCUGACAUGGGAUCCCACCAGGGUGUGGCUGUUCUUGGCAUCGCUCUGAUUGCCAUGGGCGAGGAGAUUGGCUCUGAAAUGGCACUGCGAACAUUUGGACACCUGCUGCGUUACGGUGAGCCCACCUUAAGGCGAGCGGUGCCUCUGGCCCUUGCUCUCAUUUCUGUGUCCAACCCUCGUCUGAACAUCUUGGACACUCUUAGCAAGUUUUCCCACGAUGCUGACCCAGAGGUCUCCCACAAUUCCAUCUUUGCCAUGGGCAUGGUGGGAAGUGGCACCAAUAACGCUCGCCUGGCGGCCAUGCUGCGACAGCUGGCACAGUAUCACGCCAAAGAUCCCAACAAUCUCUUCAUGGUCCGACUGGCUCAGGGUCUGACUCACCUGGGCAAAGGCACGCUCACACUCUGUCCCUACCACAGCGACAGGCAGCUGAUGAGUCAGGUCGCCGUGGCUGGACUGCUCACUGUGCUCGUUUCCUUCCUUGACGUCAAGAACAUAAUUCUGGGUAAAUCUCACUACAUUCUGUAUGGCCUAGUAGCAGCCAUGCAGCCACGCAUGUUGGUCACAUUUGACGAGGAGCUGCGACCACUGCCCGUGUCUGUUAGAGUUGGACAGGCUGUGGAUGUCGUGGGACAGGCAGGUAAACCAAAAGCCAUCACAGGUUUCCAGACUCACACCACACCGGUGCUGCUGGCUCAUGGAGAGAGGGCGGAGCUGGCCACAGAGGAGUACCUGCCCGUCACUCCCAUCCUGGAGGGCUUUGUUAUCCUUCGCAAAAACCCCAACUAUGAAACCUAGACUGCACCCUUUUUUCUAAUGUCUCUGCAUAUGUUUAGUUGUUCAUUGCAUGGCUGAAAGAACAACACAGGCCCACCUUUCUACAUCUGUCAUCCGCGGCACAACUCCAGAAGUUAUUAAAAAUGGGCCGAUGGGGUCUGAUUGGUUGGACUGGUAUGGCACACAGAGAGUAAACUGGGGCCUGAUCUUCUCUACAAACAUGUUAAUUUAGGUCCACCUCCCCCACAUGUUCUGAUCCAGCUGCUUGACUGGGCCAGGACCUGUUCCUAACUCUUCAGAAAAUGUUUCAGUCAUGAGUCAAUGAACAGCUACUGUUCAGCCUUCAUCAGUCAUUACAGUGUGUGUUAUCUCCUAAUUUACCCUAAAGUCAUAUUUUGUAAUUAGAGCAUUUAAAGUAUGUGUUCUUCAUCACUUUUUUUUUUUGUUACAGUGCUGUAAAAGAUUGAAUCAGAAAUAAAAACACUGAUUCAUUUGUUGGAAA
This is a messenger RNA of Melanotaenia boesemani (Boeseman's rainbowfish), 3262 nucleotides long. It is a transcript of the gene psmd2, whose product is annotated as proteasome 26S subunit ubiquitin receptor, non-ATPase 2. Gene Ontology annotation, biological process: proteasome-mediated ubiquitin-dependent protein catabolic process; regulation of protein catabolic process. The record is from RefSeq and is a predicted model, not a curated record. The transcript has 21 exons. Gene Ontology annotation, molecular function: enzyme regulator activity. Gene Ontology annotation, cellular component: nucleus; proteasome regulatory particle, base subcomplex; proteasome storage granule. NCBI's taxonomy places the organism in Eukaryota, Metazoa, Chordata, Actinopteri, Atheriniformes, Melanotaeniidae. Bases 61 to 2781 code for a protein of 906 amino acids.